UCGGGAGCAGCAGAGACAGCGCUCCGGUAAUCUCCCGGUAAUAAUGGGGGAAACGGGCACGUUCGGAAUGACAGGUACCUAGCGCCACCGGAGGCCCGGUGAGACUCAGACGGACCGUCCAGGCUUCCUGGGACACCGCGGGGCUCUUUGUGACACCGCCGGAAAGUGACAGGCGCCCAGCCGCAGGAGGCAGCAGACGAACCCUGAGAAGCAGGGUGGGACAUUCCUCGAGCUCUUGUUGUGGGUACCAGGGAUGCAGGGGAGGACAGACCCACCUGAACCCGUUCACCCUCCGUUCAACACCGACGAGCAGACAGCAGCGCGUAGACAUCACACAGCCUCACCUGAGAAGCCCCAGCGGAGGACGGAGCUCUUCUUCUUCCCGACACUUUGCUGACAGAUCGGCGUCGUGCAUCGAGGGACCGGGACCGACUGAUACAUCAGCAGGACUUUUGCCAUGGAGGAGAGCCGGGCGCAGUAACUUACAGUGAGCUUCAAUAUCCAGAACCAGGCUGCCAGAGGAGACCGCGGACCAUUCUUCACAAUGACCCGUUAAAUUCCUAUAGCCGAUGCUUUCUUUGAAGAGUGGAUUGACCAUCUCCUAACGGCAGACGAGACGAGCAGAGGCCUUUUUUCGCUCAUUUUAGUCUUCAGAUGGACCGAGUGCCCUCGGCACUGGCCGCUAAAAUGCGUUGGAUAACGUUGGUGUUUGCCGGCUUGACUUUCUGGGGCAAAGUGACAAUUUGUAACUGUUUCGACUACGAGGAGCCAAACUAUGAUUAUUAUGAAGAGGAGAAAGCAGAGACCAUUGACUACAAAGACCCAUGCAAAGCUGCUGUAUUCUGGGGUGACAUUGCUCUAGACGAGGAGGAUCUACGCAUGUUCCAGAUUGACAGGACGAUAGACCUGACACAGCGUACAUACAUGCACACACACUCCCGGCAGGGCCACACAUCUGGUGGCCUGGAGGAGCAUGAAAUUGCCAAAAAGAGAGGAUCAUUAUACCUUCUGCUGGAAAGAAUACGUAGAUUUGGCUUCGACUAUCUCCCUAAGAACCUCAGCAGGGGAGCUGCCAGUCCCAAGAGCCUGACUGGGAAAGGUGGGAAGAGUGGGAAUGUCGUGAAGAGCCGCAUUCCCCGGGCGGCUACAUCCCGGGCUGAGAGGAUAUGGCCUGGAGGAGUCAUUCCCUACGUCAUAGGAGGAAAUUUCACCGGUAGUCAAAGGGCCAUGUUCAAGCAGGCCAUGCGUCACUGGGAGAAGCAGACUUGCGUGACAUUCAUUGAGAAGACAGAUGAAGAAAGCUACAUAGUCUUCACGUACAGACCCUGCGGGUGUUGUUCCUAUGUGGGUCGUCGUGGCAACGGGCCCCAGGCCAUCUCCAUAGGGAAGAACUGCGACAAGUUUGGCAUUGUAGUGCACGAACUGGGCCACGUCAUCGGCUUCUGGCACGAGCACACGCGGCCCGACCGUGACGACCAUGUGACAAUCAUCCGGGAUAACAUCCAACCAGGCCAGGAGUAUAACUUCCUUAAGAUGGAGCCAGGGGAAGUCAACUCUCUUGGGGAGCCGUAUGACUUUGACAGCAUCAUGCACUACGCUAGGAAUACCUUCUCACGCGGGAUGUUCUUGGACACCAUCCUUCCGUCCAGAGAUGAGAACGGCAUCCGGCCUGCUAUUGGCCAGCGAACCCGGCUCAGUAAAGGAGACAUUGCACAGGCAAGGAAGCUGUAUAGAUGUCCAGCAUGUGGAGAGACGCUCCAAGAGUCGACAGGGAACUUCUCGUCUCCCGGUUACCCCAACGGAUACCCUUCAUACACACACUGUGUCUGGAGAAUAUCUGUUACACCUGGAGAAAAGAUUGUUCUCAAUUUCACCACCAUGGAUCUGUACAAGAGCAGCUUGUGCUGGUAUGACUACAUCGAGGUUCGAGACGGAUACUGGAGGAAAGCUCCGCUGUUAGGCAGGUUUUGUGGCGAUAAGGUUCCUGAGGUCCUGGUCUCCACUGAGAGCAGAAUGUGGAUUGAGUUCCGCAGCAGCAGCAACUGGGUGGGGAAAGGCUUCGCUGCCAUUUACGAAGCGAUCUGUGGAGGCGACAUCAGCAAGGACUCAGGACAGAUCCAGUCGCCCAACUAUCCUGAUGACUACCGGCCCUCCAAGGAGUGUGUGUGGAGAAUCACGGUGUCCGAGGGAUACAAUGUCGGACUCAGCUUCCAGGCCUUCGAGAUCGAAAGGCAUGACAGCUGCGCUUACGACUACCUGGAGGUGCGAGAUGGCCCGCUGGAGACGAGCCCUCUGAUUGGUCGAUUCUGCGGUUACGACAAACCCGAGGACGUGCGCUCUACCUCACACACCCUCUGGAUGAAGUUUGUCUCAGACGGCACCGUCAACAAGGCUGGAUUCGCUGCUAACUUCUUUAAAGAGGAGGAUGAGUGUGCCAAGCCAGACAAUGGUGGAUGUGAACAGAGGUGUGUAAACACUCUCGGCAGCUUCAAGUGUGCCUGCGACCCAGGCUAUGAACUAGCCCCCGACAAGAAGAGCUGUGAAGCGGCGUGUGGUGGUCUCCUCUCCAAGCUGAACGGGACCAUCAGCACCCCGGGCUGGCCUAAAGAGUACCCGCCCAACAAGAACUGUGUGUGGCAGGUGGUCGCUCCCACUCAGUACCGCAUCUCCAUGCAGUUUGAGGCCUUCGAGCUGGAGGGCAACGAGGUGUGUAAAUAUGACUACGUGGAGGUGCGAAGUGGCCUUUCAUCUGACUCUAAGCUGCAUGGGAAAUACUGUGGCACCGAGGUCCCGGAGGUCAUCACCUCUCAGUACAACAACAUGAGGAUUGAGUUCAAAUCCGACAAUACCGUCUCCAAGAAAGGCUUCAAGGCUCACUUCUUCUCAGACAGGCUGGCACUGUGUCGAGAGCGCGUCGUUGUGUUUGAGUCGUGCCAGGACGUUAAGCGCGUCCGCUCCCCCGCUCACGGCCGCACCGACAACAAGCUGGCGACCUCGGCGAAGGUCAGAGACAAGGAUGAGUGCAGUAAGGACAACGGCGGCUGCCAGCAUGAGUGCAUCAACACGGUGGGCUCCUACGUCUGUCAGUGCCGCCACGGCUUCGUGCUGCACGAGAACAAACACGACUGUAAGGAAGCUGAGUGUGAGCAUAAGAUCCACAGCCCCACCGGGACCCUAAGCAGCCCUAACUGGCCAGACAAGUAUCCCAGUCGUAAGGAGUGCACCUGGGACAUCACAGCCACCCCGGGACACCGAGUCAAGAUAACCUUUAAUGAGUUUGAGAUCGAGCAGCACCAGGAAUGUGCGUACGACCAUCUGGAAGCCUUUGACGGGGACAGCGACACGGCGUCCAUCUUAGGUCGGCUGUGUGGCAGCAAGAUCCCCGAGCCCUUGGUCUCCACUGGCAACAAGAUGUACCUGCGCUUCAUCUCGGACGCCUCCGUGCAGAGGAAAGGCUUCCAGGCCACACACUCCACAGAGUGUGGAGGCCGCCUGAAAGCAGAAGCUCGCCAGAAGAACCUCUACUCCCACUCCCAGUUUGGAGACAACAAUUACCCCGGUCACACCGACUGCGAGUGGCUGGUGACGGCGGAGAAAGGUUACGGCAUAGAGCUAACCUUCACCACUUUUGAGGUAGAGGAGGAAGCCGACUGCGGUUAUGACUACAUCGAGCUGUACAACGGGUACGAUGCCAACUCACACCGCCUGGGUCGCUUCUGUGGUUCAGGGCCCAGGGAGGAGAUCUACUCGCCCGGAGAUGCUAUGCUCAUACGUUUCCAUAGCGAUGACACCAUCAGCAAGAAGGGCUUCCACAUCCGCUACACAAGCACCAAGUUCCAGGAGAGCCUUCACACCAGGAAAUGACCUCACAGCCCCCGACCUCUGACUUCCGCGCAGCCCCCACCACUGUUACCUUGACCUUCAUCAUGGCACCAAGAAAAGUACAGUCUGUCCCUUCUUCUCCGACCCGCAGACAGAUGUUCCACAAGGACGAGACUUAACGCUGUGGACUUCCGGCCCGGCCACGAGAGGGACAGGACUCUGUGUUAAGUGAACAAUAGUCUCCCUCAGCGGGGCCGCACAUGCUUAUCACACUCCAGGAGGAGACAGGAAAAUCAAUGGGAUGUCAACGUGAUGUGAACUUGCCGGGAUUUGAGUGGAGAGGACGGUCGUGAUAGACUGCGCACCGAGGAACCCUUGUUCACAGUGUGGAGGGAGGGUUGGAGAUCUGAAUGAGUUUACUGAGACAUUCAUGGCUGCGCGCAUGCACACAAACACACACACACACACACACACACACACUAGACUCAUUCAGAAGUACAGACUAUGGAUGCUUUUAUUAAGAGGAGAAGCAUCAACUCCUGAGUGACAGGGCCCAUAAAACCAGUGAUGAAAAGCUUCUACCUACCACAAAAUCCGCCGUGGAGCCUAAGGAUUUUAACCAUUAUGGCGGUGCAAGGGAGGUUUUUUUUUUUUUUUUUUUUUUUUUUUUUUGAGGCCAUGCUGACUUGAGCCUUGAAAUGUGAUCUGUAUAACUUACUGUGAUCAGAUGGCUGCUGAUGCAUAUGGGAAUCAAGAGGAACCUCUAGACAGACAUUGUUAUUGCCUUUGACGCCUGGGGAGGACUGGUCUGGACAACCCAGCUCACAACGGCUGCAACUGUUUUAUUUCAUGUCUUAUUGUAAAACCCAUGAUGUUUGUGUUUACUGUAUGUGUGUGUAAAGAAAAGAGAACAAACAAAGGCUCAUUCCUACCUUGCCCUUUGCUUAAAGCUUGUGCAGACGACCAUCGACGAAUGGAAAAAUGAAAAAAAAAAAAAAAAAUCAAACAAAAAAACGCAAAUGGAGAAUUCCAAAAUGAUCUGUGAUGUUAAUGUUAAGCCUUGCAGUUAUGGUAUGUCGUGUGUCCAUGCGCUUUGAGUUUGCACCAUCUUGGAACUUUGCUCAUGUAACGUAUCCACAGGAAGAGGCAUCGCAGGAAAAGCUGCAACUGUUCAAUGUGGCGUGACAGAGGGAUGGAUGUCCCCUUGCAGAUAUGCAUCCGUGUUCACCCUGUGUUGAUCAUGCGAUUUUUCAAUGGAUACCGGAAGGGAAUAUUUUCCACAGCUGUCUCUUGGAAUCACACAAUUUUGAUAAAAGGAGAGAUUCCCAUGGUGCUAAAAAUACAACGAACGACAGGUUUCUGUGGAUGAAACUGUGAGGCGAAGGCAUUCAAAUGGAGACACAGCGUGCAAACAGCACACUGCAUCAACAGCACUAGUCCCGUGGAACUACAAUAUUGCCUUAGAACCAAAUGUAUGCUCUUGCACAGACGUCUUGUGUCAGUAGAUUGUUUUUGGUUUUGGGGCAGGGUAUUUCAUUUGUCAAUAAGUUUGAAGAACUUGAAUGGUUUUAUUGUAAAAAAGAAAAAAAAACAACAACAACAUGGGAAAUGUAGUCUGUGUGUGAGAUAGAGUGUCUAUGGUGCAUGUGUGUUUGUGUGUGACGGUUAAUUUUUUUUUUUUUUAGCUGCUCUCUGUAAUGCAUACACACAUUCUCACACAUAAACACAUGCUUUCAUGUCCUCGGAUACACAGACACACAGUCACCUCCUCAUUGUGUGAAUUUACUCUAUGCCAUGCUAUUUUAAACACACAAUUCCCUUCUGUAUAUUUGGAGUGUGGGAGAAAGUGAUGUAAAUUAGAAGGACAUAUGAGGUGCAUACAAAUCGCAUUGUUUUCUGUGUUAAAUGCAAAUGUAUACAGCAUGUAUGCAGUAUGUGUAAGUGUGUGUUAUAGGAGAUCAUAGAGAAAUGUGAGUGUAUGUCUGCAAGCUGUAUGUUUUUAAUUGGAUUUCAUUGCUGUAUGUGCCAAGCUCCAUGUGACCCUGUUCCACUGUAGUUAUGUUUUAUGGUUCCACCUUUCUGUCUGUCGUUCAAACACUGACAUGACUUCCCCUACAUCGGUCAUUAAAAUACACACAGGUAAAACAACA
Molecule: messenger RNA, 5972 nt
Organism: Myripristis murdjan (pinecone soldierfish)
Lineage: Eukaryota; Metazoa; Chordata; Actinopteri; Holocentriformes; Holocentridae
Gene: tll1
Product: tolloid-like 1
Exons: 24
Coding region: 655-3864 (1069 amino acids)
Biological process (GO): proteolysis
Molecular function (GO): serine-type endopeptidase activity; zinc ion binding; calcium ion binding
Source: RefSeq, a predicted model, not a curated record